AUGCUGAAGAUUAGUUGUAUAUCGUUGGUGACCAACGAUGAAGUGAAAUUCGAAGAAACUGCGAAAUUCUAUAAUUCAAUUGGUUUUAGAAGUGUUAGAUACUAUAAUAAGAAUAAUCAUCAAGUCCAAUUCGAAACCUUAGGUAUCAGUAAUGAUUCCGUUCAAGAGGUUUGGUUGGAAAGUUUCCCUUUACAAGAUUUGGAUUCCACCGGAGAUUUAGUUCCGUUACAAGAAUUAGACAUUUAUAAAGGUGAUAAUUGUGAACAUUAUAAUGAUGCUAUAUUAAUCAAGUUAAGAUUAGUUACAGUUGAAGUUAUUGAUAAUGCCAAAGAUUUGGAAUUCUUCACAUGUGACUUGAAUAAUUGUGAAAAGUUAUUCAAAACUUUCGAAGAUCCAUUAGGAAACAGAGUUACUUUGACUGAUAAGUAUCAUGGGAAACAAUUCAAAUCCAUUGAAGAGUUCAUCAGUUACAAAAAGAGUAUUUUAGCACCUCCCAAGGAUGAAAAACCAACAUUACAUUCCAAAAAGAAGAAGAUCGCUGUUAUGACAUCAGGAGGGGAUUCUCCAGGGAUGAAUCCUGCAGUUAGAGCAGUAGUUAGAGCAAGUAUUUAUUAUGGAUGUGAUGCAUUCGCUAUUUAUGAAGGUUAUGAAGGUUUGGUUAAUGAUUAUAUUAAGAAGAUGGAAUGGGAAGAUGUUAGAUCAUUUUUAAGUUAUGGUGGUACUAAUAUUGGUACUGCUAGAUCUAAGAAAUUCAGAACUCCUGAAGGAAGAUUAAUUGCUGCUAAGAAUAUGGUUAAAAAUGGUAUUGAUGCAUUAAUUGUUUGUGGAGGUGAUGGUUCAUUAACCGGAGCUGAUUUAUUUAGAGCUGAAUGGCCAAGUUUGGUUGAAAGAUUGGUUUCAAAUGGUGAUUUUACUGAAAAGGAAAUUGAACCUUAUAAACAUUUAACCAUCGUAGGAUUAGUUGGAUCUAUCGAUAAUGAUAUGUCAUCAACUGAUGCUACUAUUGGAGCAUAUAGUGCAUUAGAAAGAAUCACCGAAAUGGUUGAUUAUAUUGAUGCUACAGCCACUUCACAUUCUCGUGCUUUCGUUGUUGAAGUUAUGGGUAGACAUUGUGGUUGGUUAGGACUUAUGAGUGGAAUGAGUACUGGAGCAGACUUCAUUUUCAUCCCUGAAAGACCUCCAAAAGCUGGUAAAUGGCAAGAAGAAUUGAAAACCGUGGUUAAAAGACAUAGAAGUUAUGGUAAGAGAAAUUCCACUGUUAUUGUAGCUGAAGGUGCCAUUGAUGAUGAAUUAAAUCCAAUUACUUCUGAAGAUGUUCGUUCAGUUUUAGUUGAAUUGGGUUUGGAUACCAGAAUUACUACUUUAGGACAUGUCCAAAGAGGUGGUACUGCAGUAGCUUAUGAUAGAAUGUUGGGUACCAUGCAAGGGGUGGAAGCCGUUAAAGCAGUUUUGGAAAGCACUAAAGACACCGAGUCUCCAAUGAUUGGUAUUGUUGGGAAUAAAAUCGUUAGACAACCUUUGAUGAAAGCUGUUGAAUUGACCAAACAAGUUGCCACAUCCAUUGAAGCUAAAGAUUUCGAUGGUGCUAUGAAACUACGUGAUAGUAACUUUGCUGAUGGUUAUAAACAAUAUUUACAUACAUCGAAUUAUGAUGAUGGAUCUAUGGUUUUACCUGCUGAAAAACAAUUAAAUAUCGGUAUUAUUCAUAUUGGUGCCUCAUCAUCUGGUCUUAAUGCCAGUACCAGAGCCAUUACUUUAUAUUGUUUAUCCAAAGGACAUAAAGUGUUCGGGAUUCAAAAUGGGUUCCAUGGUUUGAUCAAAAAUGGUAGUGAUAGUAUUAAGGAAUUACAUUGGAUUGAUGUGGCCAAUUGGUAUAACAAAGGGGGUAGUGAAAUUGGUACUAACAGAUCCUUACCAUCAGAAAACUUUGGUAAAGUAGCGUUUUACUUACAACAACAAAAGUUGGAUGGUUUGAUUAUAAUUGGAGGAUUUGAAAGUUUCACUGCUGUACACCAAUUAGAUAGUGAAAAGAACAAUUAUCCGAUUUUCAACAUCCCAAUGAUUGUUAUCCCCGCCACAGUGUCCAACAAUGUACCAGGAAGUGAAUAUUCUUUGGGUUGUGAUACUUGUUUGAAUCAAUUGGUUAAUUAUUGUGAUGCUGUCAAACAAAGUGCAUCAUCAACCAGAAGAAGAGUGUUCAUUGUUGAGGUUCAAGGAGGUCAUAGUGGAUUUGUAGCAAGUUUUACCGGUUUAGUCACGGGAUCGAUUGCUACUUAUACACCAGAAAAAACCAUCAACUUAAAAACCAUUCAAGAGGAUUUGAGUUUGAUUUUUGAAAUCUUUGCUAAUGAUCGUGGUGAAGAUAAAAAUGGUAAAAUUAUCAUCAGAAAUGAAUUAAGUAGUAAAAUCUAUGAUACUGAAUUGAUUAGUGAUAUUUUGAAAGAAAACGGUAAGAAGAGAUUUGAAACCAGAACAGCUAUUCCUGGUCAUGUUCAACAAGGGUUUACUCCUUCAUCCAUGGAUAGAAUGCAUGCCAUCAACUUUGGUAUAAAGUCAAUGGAGUUCAUUGAAGACAUUUAUGGUGUUAAUGGACCAAAGGCUGAAAACGUCGAUAACCAUGUAGUUAUCGGGUUAAUCGGAUCUAAGAUUGAAUAUAAUAGUAUUUCUGAAUUGUAUAAGGAUGCUAAUAUCGAGUUGAGGAAAAGUAAUACCAUUCAUUGGGAGAAGAUGAAUAAGGUGGGUGAUAUUUUAAGUGGAAGAUUAAGAAUCAGGGAGUCAAAGCAAAUGUAG
Yamadazyma jaroonii is the source of this 2790-nucleotide messenger RNA. The record is from the annotation of a GenBank genome assembly. NCBI's taxonomy places the organism in Eukaryota, Fungi, Ascomycota, Pichiomycetes, Serinales, Debaryomycetaceae.